AUGUUUCAGAGGCUAGGCCUACCAAACUUGGGGCCUGUAGGCUGUAGGCCAAGCGGGACAAUAACAGGCAAAACACCCCCUCCAGGGCAAUGCAAUCAAGAAAAUGAUUCUGAUUGCUGCAAGGCAGGCGAGAAGUACAAAACAUACAAGUGUUCCCCUUCAAUUACUUCAGAAACAAGAGCUACUCUCACUAUAAAUAGCUUCGAGAAGGGUGGAGAUGGUGGCGGUCCAUCAGAGUGUGAUGACAACUACCACUCCAAUAGCAUACCGAUCGUGGCUCUUUCGACUGGAUGGUACGAUGGAGGGAGUAGGUGCUUCAACAACAUCACCGUUAGGUAUAAUGGUCGAAGUGUACAAGCCAUGGUUGUCGAUGAAUGUGACUCGACUAUGGGAUGUGAUGACGACCAUGACUACCAGCCUCCAUGUCCUAACAACAUUGUUGAUGGUUCAAAAGCUGUGUGGGAAGCCUUGGGUAUUUCUGACCCUGAUGAUGUUGGCUCUAUUGAAAUCACUUGGUCCGAGGACUAA
Messenger RNA from Coffea eugenioides, 528 nucleotides. Its product is annotated as putative ripening-related protein 1. NCBI's taxonomy places the organism in Eukaryota, Viridiplantae, Streptophyta, Magnoliopsida, Gentianales, Rubiaceae. Bases 1 to 528 code for a protein of 175 amino acids. The record is from RefSeq and is a predicted model, not a curated record. The transcript has a single exon.